This is a messenger RNA of Paramuricea clavata, 7255 nucleotides long. The record is from the annotation of a GenBank genome assembly. Lineage: Eukaryota; Metazoa; Cnidaria; Anthozoa; Malacalcyonacea; Plexauridae.
ACGUAAACACUUUGAACAUUGUAUUUUGUUUUGAUAUGCGCAUCGCAUUUGUAGGAUUAUAGUAAUAAUUCUCGGGUUCUUGUCAACCAUUUUGAAAACAUUGGUAUGUACAGCCGCUGAUUGUUGCUUAUAUAGGGAAAAAUCGCGCCAAAGUCAAAUUUAAAUCGCGUUAAAUUCACUAUAAUUUGAUAUGUAUUUUUGUAGUUAUGGAUUUAGAAACUACAUUGUGUUUAAUUCAUUAAAAGAUUGCAGUUAAUAAGGAAAUAGUGGCCAAAGUCUCUAACUGAUAUAAAAUUAACUGUGAAGUUCGCUUGAUAUGCCUUGUAAUGUCUGGCUGUAUUAUACUGACGCCCGAAAUUUAGCAAAUUUUUGAGCCAUUUCAUUGACUGUCCCUCAUUUCUUACCGUUUAUCACUGCGUUCGUUUUUGUUAGUUAAAUACCAAGUAAACCUUUUUUCAUAAUAUUUUUUUAUCAUAAGAUAGCCUAAUUACACUGGCCUGUAGGGCCAAGUGUCUUAAAUCCCCCUUUUUCUGUUUUUUUUUCGUAGUCGAGAAAUCGAGUUUGCGUUAGCUCAUCGCAGGCUCAUGGUGCAACGAUUAAGCCAAAAUGCCAUCGAUUCUCUCGGUUCCAUGAUUUAGACAAUAUAGUAAUAAGUUCGGUAUUUAUGUACGUAAUAGCCGACUCAUGCCAUGCUUGUGGUACAUUUUGUGUUUAUUAGCCCAUACACUUGUACGCACGCGCACAAUUCCGAACUCCAAUGGCGACUUUUCACAGAGUGAUCAAACUAUAUUUUACACAGUUUCGUUGAAUUUUCAAAAGAAUUGUGCCGGUUUCCUAUGGAAUUUACGUUGUGUCGAACUCUGGACUUUCUUGCGUGUUGAAUUAAUGUGUUUUUCUUUGUGUAACGACUCGAAAACCACAAAAUUUGGACCCAGCGAAUUUACACAAUAUAUAGAAGGAUAUUUAAACAAGGACAAGUUAAAGGUUUGACUAUAAAUAUACGUUGUGGACUCAUAACAUCCCUUGUGUACUUAAUUCCUUACGAUAUUUUUAGUCAAAUGUCGACAAUAUACCUUUAAAUACAUGUAUUAAAAUCCGCGCAGUACUAGAAUUAGUAGCGCUGGCCGCUGGGUGCGGAAAUUUUAGUACUGCACGAAAAUUUUAGUACUCCUACUCUUCUGCGCCGUAUUCAAACGAAACUUUGUACAUGAUGUAUUUUACUCACAUUGACUCUGAGCAAAUUCUGAAGAGUUACUAAAGUAUACUAAAGCGGUGCAUUGCCUGUUAAUGGAUUACCAAUGUCAGAUGUGUUUGUUAACCCAUUUACUGACAGUACUCUGCCACUAACAAGUAAAAUCGUCUGGCGUUACAGUGUAAAUUGGUCUGGCGUUAGCCAGAGUUAAGACAAAAGUAGUGUGUAUUGUAAUAGACCUUAAUAUCCACUUUUGACCCAAUGGAUUCAUUUUCAUGUUGGCUAUUUACUCGUAUUCCGUGCACACAAUUUAAGAAUGAGUUUGUGAACAGGCUUAAAUGAUGGACGAAAAGGAAACAUUGGGGAUAUAACCGAGAAUUGUCUAGAAGUAUAAAUUUUUGCAUUCUGUUAAUACGCCAUAAAGGCCAGCACUUUCCUUGCGAUAAUAACUCCUAGUAAUAGAUUUGCACCAUUACUUCUCCCGAAAAGAUCUUUUAUUUUUUUAAAAAGUCCAUAAAAUUUGCUUGCGGUUUAAGAUUUGUAUUCCUGCCUUUUGCGCCAUAGCACGUAUCUCGUUAUUUUCAGGCCAGUGUGAACGCCUGAGUAGGCGUCUUGUUAUAAUAAAAAACCGCUUUGAGUGCCAUGUUUUCAAAUUUGAGAACAAAAUGCUUAUAUCGCGCAUUGAUUUAAAAACUGCAUUGAUAAAGUGUUCUUUUAAAUUUGACGAGCUAAUUUGAGCAAUAAUUUUCCCAUUAGUAAUUGAAUAAUGACCAAGCAAAACACGAUCAUUUUUGUCUUGUGAAACAAAAGUCAUUUACCGCCAAUCAUAUUGUCACCCGUCGUAAAAUACGAUUUUUAUUUCACUCCGGUACUGUACGAAAAUUUAUAUACGUAUAUAAUAAGUCAUAAAAAGAUUUUUCCAGAAAGAUAUAUAGGCCUAAGUAUGAUAUUAUAAUAAUGUCUACCAUGAUGUUUCAUAUGUGUCGGCAAGAGAGUUUGACAGAAUUUAACAGAGAUUUUGCAAAAAAUUAAUUGUCAAUAGCGUAACGCCUAAAGGUAGUUGUACCGGCCGCCAAGAACUGGUGUUGCUGUUUCUAAAGGUAGUCCUAAUGGUAGUUGUACCUGCCGGGAUUUGGCGCUAACUACGGCCCAGAGCUAAGUUAUAGGAUUUUUGAAGGUUUUAUAAAUUAAAUGAAAAUUGAUAAUAUAGGCCUAGCAACAUUUCAUAAAAAAACAGAUUACUAAUUAUAAUUAUGAAGUUGUGGGUACCCGUCCCUCUCCCCCUUCUCCUGACCCUCUGAAUAGUAGAUCAACAGGACAAUAAUCUGAAAAGGUGUAUAGGCUUACCAUUUGUACCAAGCUGUUCAUCAAAAGUGCAUAGUUCCUCUGGAGGUAUGUUGUAGGGGUUCUUAGUUGGGUUUGAUCCUUCAAUGAUUGCCAACACAACAAUAUUUACCAGGACAAACCAAAGUGUUCUUGGGACCAAAUUUUUUAUCAUGUCGCCUAAAUAACAAAAUAUCGUUUCAGUGUAGUAAGACUCGAGGCCGGAAUGGAGGGUAUAUAACUCUGAUCAUGACGUGAACACAUCACACUUGGACUCAAUAUCAAAGAACGCAGACUUGACACCUCUGGACUAAGGAAUUUAGGUCAAGUCUUGUACGAGUUCGCCACUUCAAUUUUCUUAUAAGUAAUAGCAUAGAAAGAAGCGAAUUAGCUAUUAAAAACAUCCCACCCGAUGGUCGUUUAGUAAAAUUCCCUUAGGCGCCGCCCGAUGAGGAUCAUUUAGUAAAAUGACCCGAAUCGAGCGGCGCUGCAACUUUUUUCCGUAGACAGUUAGACUGCUCUUUGAUAGUCGGACGCAUCAUUGAUUCACGCCCUCAAACCAAAUAUUCAGCAGAUACUUUUCUUAUUUGAUGCGCAUUUCAAGUGUGUCUUGCGCACGCAAUUAGUGAUUUCUAAAUAUUGUAUUGCUUGGUUGAGAUGUCAAAAUCAGGACACAUUGAGGAUUCAUCGCUUGUGUGGUGAUGACCUCUGACAUUUUAUUAAGUUAUAUUGCCAUAUUCCCACUUGCUUUUCUUUGCUUUUGUAACAGUUUUUUGUUACUUUUUUCUUUGCUUCUGCAAUAACUCUCUAUAAUAAACCAUUAUUAUUAUUAUUAUUAUUAUUAUUAUUAUUAUUAUUAUUAUUAUUAUUAUUAUUAUCAUUAUUAUUAUUAUCCUUCUUCUUAAACCCUGAAACCCUUUUACACGUAGUUGCUGGAUGUCAAACGUACCUCCCACGAUUUACAUGGAGACAUGAUUCUGUUCUGAACUUUAUAGGACAAACGCUACAACCUGUAAACAACUCCAAUCUUUUCGUCGAUCUUCCUGGUUAUAAAAGCCCAUCAAUUGUAACUGGUGACACAUUCCGCCCAGACCUACUUCUAUCUAUCAACUCGGAUUGUCUCUAUAUCCUUGAACUUUCUGUUGGCUAUGAGUCUAAUCUACAAACAAAUGUUGAUCGGAAAAGAAGAAGAUACGAAGAUCUCAUUACACAGCAAAAGAAACAAUUUAAGUCCGUAAAAUUUGUAAAUUUGUCAAUUAGUUCUUUAGGCGUUUUCUCAAAAGAAUGUCAUUCCUUUUUAGAUAUGUUAACUGAUCUAGGUCUUGAUAAAAGACACCAAUAUUUCGCUAUCAGGAAAAUUAUGUCUAUCGCGAUUAGGACAACAUAUUAUAUAUUUUGUUGCAGAGAUAAGGACUGGUUAAAUGCGGAAUUACUGAACAUUUAAGGAUACUCAUUAUUAAUAUAUAAAUAUUAAGUAGGUUCAAGUAGUAUAAAUUACCUAAAUUAGUGAGAUUUAUAAUUGUAUAUAUACGUAUAUAAUUUUAAUAAAGUUUCCAUUAUUAUUAUUAUUAUUAUUAUUAUUAUUAUUAUUAUUAUUAUUAUUAUUAUUAUUAUUAUUAUUAUUAUUAUUAUUAUUAUUAUUAUUAUUAUUGGAUUAAAUAUCAUUCUACCUUCAACCAAAUUCCUUCAAUGCCAAACUGUUUCUCGGAAAGCCCUAAAGUCGUCGCCAAAUGAAAUGAAGCGAUCAAUAACCUUUGGAAGGAUACUAGCAAUCACAAAAAUGUACAAUAUGACAAAUACAAAAACACCAAGGACGUAUUAAACACCAUCAGGAAACAACAUGAAGACAAGCUUCAACACCACCUCAUUUUACAAUGCUCAUUUUUCUCCAAUAUCAUUAAACAUUCUACACUCUCAUUCAACUCUAUAUGGUCCUCCGUUCAGAGUAAACUUCCCAAGAAUAUAUUUAACUUCACUAUCCGGUAUAUAAAUAACACUCUUCCGACUCGCAAAAACCUUCUGAAAUGGGAAAUAUCACCAACAUCCGAAUGUUCGUUUUGUUUGAAUCCAGAAUCACUUCUUCACGUCGUCGCUGGAUGCAAGACCUACCUAAAUGAAGGACGUUUCACGUGGCGUCAUGAUUCAGUGCUUAACUUCAUAGCAUCCAUACUUAAAUCUGUGAACCAUUGUAACCUUUAUGCUGACCUUCCUGGCUAUAUCAGUCCAUCUGUUAUCACCGGAGAUGAAUUGCGCCCUGAUCUUUUGAUAACACUUGAAAAUAAAUGUAUUUAUAUACUUGAACUUACCGUCGGAUUUGAAUCUAAUCUCCUCACUAAUGCAACUCGAAAAAGACAAAAAUAUCAAGAUCUAAUUAACGAACAGCUCAAAAAUUAUGAAAAAGUGAAAUUUGUAAAUUUAUCGAUUACCUCAUUAGGAGUUUUCAGCCACCCGUCGCUAGAUUUCACCGAAAUGGUGAAGUAUCUAAAGUUUGAUGAACAAUGUAGAAAGUACUAUGUUCGGAAAAUUAUUAAUAUAUGUAUCAGGUCCUCGUAUUAUAUAUUCUGUAAGCGUAACAAAGAAUGGGAUAACCCACAACUAAUGUCAUACUAAUAUUGUUAUUAUGUAGAGUGUUAAUUCAAGUAGACACUGGUAAACUACCUGUAAAGAGAGGUUUAUCAUUGUAGUGUGUAUAUAUAUUAUUGAAAGUAAUAAAGUUUCCAUUAUUAUUAACUGUGAACGGUUCUGCCCUCUACGCUGAUGUGCCUGGAUUCAAAAGUCCUUCAAUAAUAACUGGUGAUACGUAUCGCCAGGAUUUGUUGCUAUCGUUAUCAAAUGGCUCUCUUCAUGUGGUCGAGCUUACUGUUGGCUAUGAGACAAACCUCGAGAACAACGUUAAUCGGAAAAAAGCCAAAUAUAAAGAACUAGUAAAACAACUAGACGAAAAUUUUAACGGAUUAAACUUUAUAAAUCUUUCUAUGAGCUGCCUAGGUAUUUUUGCGCAAGAAUGCUCUACAUUCUUAGAAAUGUUAGGAAAUGUUGGUCUGGACAAAAACUACCAAACGUACUGUGUUAGAAAAAUGAUGACUAUUGCCAUUCGAAGUACAUACUAUAUUUUUUGCUGCCGAAAUAAGGAAUGAGAAAGUCCGGACUUGUUAACUAUUUGAAAUAUCUGAUUGUCUUGUAUAUUUAUAUAUUUUCAUCUAUUCUGUCUUAUCAUUUUUAUUAGUUCAUAUAGUUGUGAUCCAAAUAGCCAAUUGCAAGUUACCUUAAAUUAGUGAGAUUUACAAUUGUAUAUAUAUAGUAUAUAACAAAAUUAUUAAAGUUUCCAUUAUUAUUAUUAUUAUUAUUAUUAUUAUUAUUACCAACCCGUAAAAACCUUCAAAAAUGGGGACUCUCCUCGUCCUCUGAAUGCUCGUUUUGCCUUAAACCUGAAUCUCUGUUACACGUUGUUGCUGGCUGUAGUUCCUAUCUUGAUCGAUUUACUUGGAGACACGACUCAAUCCUAAAUUUUAUUGUUAAUAACCUCCCAUCAGAACAUAUUCAGACCAUUUAUGCUGACUUACCGUCAUUCCCUAAUCCCUCUAUUAUUACUGGUGAUGACCAUCGUCCUGAUCUAUUAAUUUUGACCAAAGACAAUUGUCUUUAUGUACUCGAACUAACCGUUGGAUAUGAGACUAACCUGAGGAAUAAUAUACAGCGCAAAUAUUCAAAAUAUAAAGAAAUGAUCGUAGAACAAAAGAAAAAAUUCCGGCCGGUAAAGUUCAUUAACCUGUCAAUCAGUGCACUCGGUGUUUUUAAAAAAGAAUCUUCACAUUUCGUACAAAUGUUGGAACAUUUGAACUCAGAUAAACUGCCGGUGUUAAAUAUAUCAUUAGGAAAAUAAUUAACAUUGCAAUAAGAACGACAUAUUACGUUUUCUGUUCUAUAGAAACAAGGAUUGGUCGAAUCCAGAUCCAGUUAAUGAACUUCUAGUUAGUCUCUUACUUUUGGUAUCAUAUAAUUAUGUCCAUGUGUUAUGUAAAUGUAGUAAUAUAUAGCGUAUCAAGUAGCCAAUUGUAAAUUACCUUUAACAGUGAGAUUUUCAAUUGUAAGUGCAUAAAAAAUUAAAUAAAGUUUUCAUUAUUAUUGUUAUUAUUAUUAUUAUUAUUAUUAUCAUUACCAUUAUUAUUAUUAUUAUUAUUAUUAUUAUUAUUAUUAUUAUUAUUAUUAUUAUUAUUAUUAUUAUUAUUAUUAUUAUUAUUAUUAUUAUUAUUAUUAUUAUUAUUAUUAUUAUUAUUAUUAUUGCUCCUCAAUCGCUUUACAAGCUGGUGUCAGUGGGCUGAAAUGAUAAUACGUGUAGAAAAAUGUUCAACAUUUGGCAUUAGGAAACAAUUAACCAAAUCCAUUCAAUAUCUCCCAAAACUAUUUAUAAAUAACUGUCUUGUACCACGUGUAGAGCUUGGUAAAUCGUUUCGCUACUUAGGUAGGUCGCUAUUUUGAUUUCAACAUGUCCGACGAAGAUCACAAAUCUGAAGUAUAUGACACACUUACUUAUAUCCUGAAUGAAAUUGAUGAUCUACCAUUACAUCCGAAAAACAAAAUUCUCUUAUACAGUCGUUAUGUGCUUUCCAAAAUCUCUUGGCACUUCACUGUUUUGUUUCUGACACAGGCAAAACCUGGGUUAACGAUAAACUAGAUAGUAUCGCGUCCACGUAUAUCCGAAAAUGGCUUGAAUUUCCUAUUUCUGCAACCCUUAGUAAC